Molecule: messenger RNA, 1733 nt
Organism: Odocoileus virginianus texanus
Lineage: Eukaryota; Metazoa; Chordata; Mammalia; Artiodactyla; Cervidae
Gene: SYT5
Product: synaptotagmin 5
Biological process (GO): regulation of dopamine secretion; calcium ion-regulated exocytosis of neurotransmitter; cellular response to calcium ion
Cellular component (GO): synaptic vesicle membrane; dense core granule; exocytic vesicle
Molecular function (GO): clathrin binding; calcium ion binding; phosphatidylserine binding
Source: RefSeq, a predicted model, not a curated record
CACACGCGCACACACCGGGGUGGCUCCAUUCGGCCGCGCCCCCGCCCCGCAGCGCUCUGCGAUCAGCACUGGGGACAGCGCCAGUCACCCGCGUUCGGGGGCGGGGUGCGGGCGGGGCCUGCGCCUCUGUGUCUCUCCAGAGGGUCCUGUCUAGCCGCCGAACAGGGCGUUUGGGUGCCUCCGCAGGAAAAACCAUAAGACCCCGCCGUCAUGUUCCCGGAGCCCCCAACACCCAGGCCUCCAGCGCCCGACACGCCUCCUGACUCGAGUCGCAUCAGCCAUGGCCCUGUGCCCCCCUGGGCUCUGGCCACCAUCGUGCUGGUCUCAGCCCUCCUCGUCUUGAGCUGCUGUUUCUGUCUCUACCGGAAGCGUUGUCGGAGGCGAAUGGGCAAGAAGAGCCAGGCCCAAGCCCAGGUUCACCUUCAGGAAGUGAAGGAGCUGGGCCGGAGCUACAUAGACAAGGUGCAGCCAGAAGUGGAGGAGCUGGAGCCGACGCCCUCGGGGCCAGGGCAGCAGGUGGCCGAGAAGAAUGAACUAGGACGACUGCAGUACUCACUGGACUAUGAUUUCCAGAGUGGCCAGUUGCUGGUGGGCAUCGUGCAAGCUGAGGGGCUGGCAGCCUUGGACAUAGGUGGCUCCUCUGACCCCUACGUGCGGGUCUACCUGCUGCCAGACAAACGGAGGCGGCACGAGACCAGGGUGCAUCGGCAGACGCUGAACCCUCACUUUGGGGAGACUUUUGCCUUCAAGGUCCCCUACGUGGAGCUGGGGGGCCGGGUCCUGGUCAUGGCGGUGUACGACUUCGACCGCUUCUCCCGCAACGACGCCAUCGGGGAGGUGCGGGUCCCCAUGAGCUCCGUGGACUUGGGGCGGCCAGUGCUGGCCUGGCGCGAGCUGCAGGCGGCGCCUCGCGAGGAGCAGGAGAAACUAGGAGACAUCUGCUUCUCCCUCCGCUAUGUCCCCACUGCCGGGAAGCUCACCGUCAUCGUUCUGGAGGCCAAAAACCUGAAGAAGAUGGACGUGGGAGGGCUCUCAGAUCCGUAUGUCAAGGUCCACCUGCUGCAGGGCGGCAAAAAGGUGCGGAAGAAGAAAACCACCAUCAAGAAGAACACUCUGAACCCCUAUUACAACGAGGCCUUCAGCUUCGAGGUGCCCUGCGACCAGGUCCAGAAGGUGCAGGUGGAGCUGACUGUUCUGGACUACGACAAGCUGGGCAAGAACGAGGCCAUCGGGAGGGUGGCCGUAGGGGCAGCGGCCGGGGGGGCUGGCCUGCGGCACUGGGCAGACAUGCUGGCCAACCCCAGGCGGCCCAUCGCCCAGUGGCACUCGCUGCGGCCACCUGACCGAGUGAGGCCACCGCCAGCACCAUGAUGCCCACCCUCAAGCCCCUGACCCCAGGCCCCUGCCCAAAGCCACGCCCAUGCCCACCUUUAAGGCCAACACUCCCCCACUCUACCCACUCCUGCCUUCUCCCCCACCAUUAUGCCAAUCAUGAUAACUUGCCAACUCCCCCGAUACAGCACAUACCCAGAAGCCCCAGGGGCCCCUGGGGAAAGGGAGGCAGUCCGGCCUGCCCCCACCCCAGGGUCCCGCCCUCUGCUUUGACAAUCAGUGAUCCCAGCCUACUAUUCCCUUGGCUCCCAAUGCCCCUUUCCUGUGCAGGAUCACCCACUCCUGUCCCCAGUCUGAUUCCUACACCACUCCUGGGACCAAAUAAAUAUUCAGCAACUUUG